GCAAGACCCUGAGUUUACCUUUUUUGUUUUGGGAAGCGUGUGAACCUGGGUUUAAAAUCCUCAAUACAGAUGGCCUAAAAGUGAAGCGACGUCGUUGUUUCGAAGCAACUUUUUAACUUGAGAUUAUAUAUAUUUUUUAAUCAUAUGAUCUUAUCAUGAUAUGUUUAUGCAUAAAUAGAUAAGAUGACAUCUCCUCAUCUAAGUUAUCUAGCGAUAGUUCUCAAGUAUCACAGUAUUCCUACCCAGAGAUGGUUUAAAGAAAAGGAAAAUUUAGGAUAUUUAGGAGUUAUCUAAAUAUAUGUUGCCUAAUGAGUUUAGGAGUUUAUAAAAACUAUAUAUAAGGAGAUUCUAAUGUGUAACCUAACAUUAUUCUUAUUUGAGAGUUCUUAUAAUUUGUGAUCGAGUUACUUGAUUUCUAUAGUUAGGGUAGAAUGGGUUCAAGCUCAGCAUUAGCAUCUACAAUUGUUAAGAACUGGAGAGAGCAUCCUCCUUCUUCCUAUUCCCUCAAGGUUCACAACUUCUCACAACUUGAGAAGUCGACGACGGUCUCUGAUGAUAAAUACCAAUCUCGUCCUUUCUCCUCGGGUGGAUAUAAUUGGUACCCGAUGUUAUAUUGUUAUGUAUACUCACGUUAUCUAGCGUUAUGCAUUCGUCACUUUUCAUCAUUAGAAUAAUCAAAUAAUUAGGUUGUUUUUUUUUUUUGACAAGAAGUAUCUUAUCUUGUGUUAAAAGUAUAUUAUCUUGUCUAGCUGAUGCAAUAUCGUUGUUUAAUACAAAUCAGGAGACUGAUCGUCUACCCAAAAGGGAAUGAAAAGGAUGAUGGGAGUGGAUUUAUUUCCAUGUACGUGGAAAUAGACAGCAAAAUAACAACAGAGGUUUUUGCGGAACUCCGUUUCUUUGUCUACAACAAAAAAGAAAACAAGUACUUUACUAUUCAAGAUCUAGAAGUAAGGCGGUUCAAUGCCCUUAAAACGGUGUGGGGAUUGCAGCAAUUUCUUCCAUUGGAUACAUUCAAUGACCUUAAAAAUGGAUACAUCUUUGAGGGAGGUCAUUGUGAGUUUGGUGUUGAUGUCAUUGUUGCAUCUCCCCUCACCAACUGGGAAAUCCUGUCUUUUGACGAGAAACUCUCGAAGCCCAAGUUCUCUUGGGCUGUCAGGAAAUUUUCUGACUUGAACGUGAAUAAUUUGACAUCAGAUAUUUUUUCAAUGGGAGGGAGAAAAUGGGUUCUAAGGCUGUAUCCCAAGGGCGACGCUAUAGCAGAUGGUAAAUGGUUAUCCAUUUAUCUGGAAAUGGCUCCUAGUGAUACACUAAAAGAAGAUGAGAAGAUUUUUGUGCAAGCAAACUUACGAGUUCUAGACCCACUUGGAUCCAAUCACAUCCAACUCCAGAUGAACGUCUGGUUCGAAGUACAAAAUGCUAGUUGGGGUUGGUAUAAUUUUAUGUCUUUAGCUGAACUUCGAAAGACUUACUUGGACAACAAGGAACACGCGGUGAACGUUGAGAUAGAAUUUGAAGUCGUUUCUGCUACCAAUUACUCUCCCAUUAUGUAAGCACUACUGUAGGGCUAUCAGAAAAUGCUACAUAUGUCUUGCAUUUUUUAGUCAACAUUCGAAUUCUCUGCUUUCCAUAUAUGCAUUUGGUUUUACAAAGGAAACUUACCUUUGUAGUUUGUGGUACACAGAAACUCCACAAGUAUAAUAUCCCUAUCUAUAUUCCGCAACUCUUUAACUACUUUGAACAACAUGUACCGCUUACCAUUAACUUGGCAUGGAAUGGAGUGACGUCGUUAAUUGUUUCUCCCACAAUGAUUGUUGGUUAACAGAAAGAACAGAAAUAUAGAAGCAUAGUAGUAGAAAGAGCAUGAGAGACAUUAGAGUGUGUCUUAUUCCUUUCUUUUUGUAUCUCAGUGAUCUUGUUGAUAUAUAUGAUUCCUCUUAUCAAUGUCGAAUUGAUUGAUACUUAGAAUUCUUAAGCCUCCGUGU
This is a messenger RNA of Brassica rapa (field mustard), 1982 nucleotides long. RefSeq lists its product as uncharacterized. The record is from RefSeq and is a predicted model, not a curated record. NCBI's taxonomy places the organism in Eukaryota, Viridiplantae, Streptophyta, Magnoliopsida, Brassicales, Brassicaceae. Gene Ontology annotation, molecular function: protein binding.